AUGCAAUUGGCGAUCCUCCUGCCUAAGUACAGUGAUUUGCUGCUUUCAGAGACAUUAAAGAUAGGCUCUAUCCUAUCACUGACAGCUUAUGCUUGUAGAAAUAUUUGGAACUCAAGGACUAUAGUAAUAUUCAGCCUUGUCGUCAAAUUUACAAAUUCUCCAUUGCUUGGAAAACCUAGAUAUCUGUUUAAAGAGCAAGAACAACAAAUGUUGGGUCGGGACACACCUGCCACAACCAAACGUUCCCUUAAAUUUGGAAUACACCUCCCACCUGUGCAGUGCGAAUCUUCUGUUAAUAUCAGCCCGAUUAAAGCCUUGAACCCCUAUCAAAAUAAUUGGAUGAUUAAGGGGCGUGUGACAAACAAGAGGAAGAUGCAUCAAUAUAGUACACCAAAGUCCACUGGCCAAGUGUUUAAUUUUGACAUGAUAGAUGAUGAAGGCACUGAAAUUAGAAUAACUUGCUUUGGCGAUGUAGCAGAGAUGCAUUAUCAUAGGGUUGAAGCAGGAACAUAUUAUACUGUAUCAAAAGGUUGCAUUAAAGAAGCUAACACAAAAUGGAACAAGCUUAACAGUCAUCUUGAGAUAACUUUGGACAACAAUUCGGUAUUGAAGCGUUGUGAUGCUGUUGUUGAUAGCCAAGGAAAUAAUUCGCGUUUCACACCGAUUAAUGAAAUUACAUACUGCACCAACAACAUUUUAGUUGAUGUUAUUGGUAUUGUAGUUGUUGUUGGAGAACCCUCAUUAAUUCGCAGAAAAGAUGGCAGCGAAGUAACAUAG
Molecule: messenger RNA, 777 nt
Organism: Cryptomeria japonica (Japanese cedar)
Lineage: Eukaryota; Viridiplantae; Streptophyta; Pinopsida; Cupressales; Cupressaceae
Product: replication protein A 70 kDa DNA-binding subunit A-like
Exons: 2
Coding region: 1-777 (258 amino acids)
Source: RefSeq, a predicted model, not a curated record